GCCCGCCGCGCUGACCCUGCUCAUCCCAGCCUCGGGCAGAGGGUCAGCGGGAGGCCGGGGCGAGGAGAGUCCAACCCCACGAGCCGCCAAGCGAGCAGCCCCGCUUAAAUACCUCCGCGCCCGCCUCCCCGAGCCGCACAGCUCGCCGGGCGAGGGGCCGACAACAAGCAGCCUCCUCCCGUCGCCACCGUCGGGGACCUGCGCGCCCGCGUACCGCCGCUGAGGAGCAGGGACAGAACGGCCGCAUGCCUGCUCACUUGCUGCAGGAGGAGGAGUUCUCCUCCGGUUCCAGCACCACCACUGUCGGCACUGUCACCUCCCGGGUGACCAAGAAUGGGGAUGCUGUCAUGGAGAAGAAUGUACUCAAUCAUGAGGACUUGGCAGGAGACCGGGGCAUGAUAGAUGAUAUCUUUGAUGAGACCUACCGGGAGAAAGAGGGCCCCAAGCCUCCCAUGCGAUACGUCUGGAGGAAUAUCAUCCUCAUGAGCCUUCUCCAUUUAGGGGGCCUAUUCGCAUUGACACUGAUACCUUCUGCAAAGAUCCAGACAUUGGCAUGGGCUUUUCUGUGUUUCCUGCUGAGUGCUCUUGGGAUAACAGCUGGAUCUCACCGCCUCUGGAGCCAUCGGUCCUACAAAGCCACGCUGCCCCUGCGGAUCUUCCUGACUAUUGUAAACUCCAUGGCCUUCCAGAAUGACAUCUAUGAGUGGGUCCGGGACCACCGUGUCCAUCACAAGUUCUCCGAGACAGAUGCGGACCCACACAAUGCCAUGCGGGGCUUCUUCUUCUCCCACAUCGGCUGGCUGCUGGUGCGCAAGCACCCAGAUGUCAUAGAGAAGGGCCAGAAGCUGGAUCUGAGUGACAUAAAGGCUGACAAAGUGGUCAUGUUCCAGCGGAGAUACUACAAGCCCUCGGUGGUGUUGCUGUGCUUCAUGUUGCCCACCUUAGUGCCCUGGUACUUCUGGGAUGAAUCCAUCACCAUCAGCUUCUUCAUUCCAGCCAUCCUGCGCUACACCCUAGGGCUCAAUGCCACUUGGCUAGUGAACAGUGCUGCCCACAUGUUUGGCAACCGGCCGUAUGAUCAGUACAUCAACCCACGGGAGAACCCCCUGGUCAGCCUGGGGGCUCUAGGAGAAGGCUUCCACAACUACCACCACACCUUCCCCUAUGACUACUCCACUAGUGAGUUUGGCUGGCGCUUCAACUUAACCACAGCCUUCAUUGACCUCAUGUGCCUCUUGGGGCUGGCCAGCGAUCGCAAGAAGGUCUCCAAGGAGGUCAUCCUGGCUCGGAAAAUGCGGACUGGAGAUGGGAGUCACAAGAGUGGCUGAGUUCCUGCUCCCUUCACACACACAUCCACACCUCUCCUUCCUCCUUUUUUCUCCCUCUCUCCCUUCCUGACCCCUCUGAACACGCUGGACAAAGAUUUAAUGUUCUGUUUACUGACUACUGAAUAAUGCUACCAGUUUGCUUACAAUAAUGAGUUUUAACCCCCCUUCCAUGCUGUAUUUUACACGAUGCACUUAAGAUCUAGGACUCUGCCUUUUAUAACACAAGGCCACCCCUUUCCCUCCUCUCCUUUCUGUUCUUUCUCUCCAGCCCCUCUACCCCAAUUCCCACUGCUUUAUGUCGUCCUAGUCUCUCCCUGGCAUAGGAGCUGGUUGGAAGCAGCCUGGGGGAGGUCCACUGCAGCCGGCUAUAUACUAUGGAGUUAAAGGAAGCCUGUACCAGCCAGCUGAAGAGCCAUAGUCAGUGGCCCCCUCCCCACCACCUUCCCCCCAAAAUUCUUUCCUCUGUCCCUCCUUCUUUCUCAGGGGCUGCUGACAGAUGUGGCAUGGCUAAACUCUCCCUGGGAAAAGUAGCCCCAUUCACUUCUCUUGCCAUUGGAAAGAGAUGUCUCUUGCAAAGUGUUCUCCCUCUCAUCCCUCUGCACAGCCUGUCUGGCUGGGGAGGCGAGAGCCCCCAGAAUCUCUCAGAGCUCCAGCCAGGUCCAUCAGUGGCCAGGAUGUGUGGUGGCCACAGUAGGCACUGGAGGGGGAGCCUUGGUGGCCUUAUUACCUCCUCCCCCUGGCAUCACAGCCUCUCUCCCUGCACUGCCUGAUGUACCCUGUGCCACCAGGGACUGAAGGCAGAGCCACAGUGAUGAGGGGGAUAGUUGGAGGGGUGUGCCACUGGUGCCAUAGGAUGGCACCAGGCUGGGGUAGUUUUGUUCACCACCACCACUGAGAAUUUUGCUGGCAAAUAGGACUUUGCCAAAACAGAUAAGGGGAAAAGGAUGUAAACCAAAGCUCCAUGGCUGAGUUAAGCUGCUUUAUGUGCUGGAGAAACAGGGUCCCCGCUGGGUGGCAGGCAGAUGUCCUGAUGUCCAUGUCUGCCCUGCACAUCCACAUCCUGUGCUGAGUGCAGGGACAGCGUAAGGGAGCACCUGCAGGCAUAGGGAGGAGAGUAUCUGCAAGAGCAUCCCUCCAUCAUCAGGGGCUCCACUCAGUCGAUAAACAAGUGCUUGAGAAGCACCAACAUGGGGCCAGGCGGCACGGGGUCUCAAGGGAGUCAGGACCUCCAAGGUGAGACACUGCUGCCAGUGUCUGCCAGCUCCAGGCUUUCCUGCCCAGGGUCCACUGGGGUCAUUUGCCAUUCCCUGCUCAUCCCUAAGUCCCUUAUCUUGCCUCUCAGCCCCCUCAGCGGGCCAUCUCACCACCUCACUCUUUCACUGGCGAGACAGGCAGCGAGGGUGGCUGCAGAAAGGUCAGUUAUAUCACUGAUAUGAUGUGGGCACGAAGCUGGAGAGUGCUGGGGAAAAAACCCUUGUGUGUGUUGUUUCCUGUGAGUUGCAGAGACCACAGGUUGAGUUCAGGCAGUGGGUUAGGUUCUGGGCUUGUGGCCCCUAAGCCCAUCACUGGGCUGAAUGUGCUUCUUUUUUCCCCCUUAACUCUCCCCAUUACUAUUAAUUUUUAUUAUUAUUAUUAGUUGUAGUAAUAGUAUUGGUUUUGUUGCUUAAAUGCAUCAAAUGGAGCUGGCGGAAAGCACAAGAGGUGGCUGGAAUGAGGUGAUACUGGACUGGGGUUUGCAGCAUCUCCCUUAUUCAGGCAGGCCAUGGAGGGCAGAGACAGAGCAGAUGCCAACUUCCUCACCUCAGCUCUGACACGUACCACACAGGCAUGCUUCACAGGAGCGAGUCUGCACCUUUGCUUUCUCUUGCUGCUGUGAAGCUCACCAGGAGCUAGGACAGCCUAUGAUGUUCUCCUUAACAAAAGCACGCUUGUUACUCAGAAAAGAAGUCUUUCUCCUCUCAGUUUCUCCCCCCGCUACCACCAUGGCCUUGUUGUUGCUCAGCAAUGGGACCUAUCAAGGUUUUGAGACAUUAGCAGCUAUGUGGUGUUCAGCCAAGGGUACAUCAGGGAGGAAUAGAGCAGGGAGCCCUUCAGUUCCCAGUGUUAGAAGAUAGCAUCCUCACUGCUCUGGGGCUUGUGACUGCCUGGAGACUGGCUGAAGCAAAGGGGGUUGUGGCUAAUAUUGUAUCUUACCACUGAAAAAGAAGAAAACGCCCUCUAAAAAAGGAAAAACACUGUUAGCUCUGUAAUUGCAGGCUGGCUUGGCCACAGCCUACAUCUCUAUGAACUCAUAGAAGUCUCCAGAGAGGAUGAAUUUGCUUCUGCCAGUAAUUUGAAAUGGGUAUGGGGAGGGGAGAAGGUAAGGAGAAUGACUGCCUUGCUCCUGGUGCCCUUAAGGUGUUGUGUGCCAUACCCCACGGUAGGGAAGCAUGCUGUGACAUGCUGCAGUAUUUCACAUCCUCUCAGCAGAGAAGCAGGGUUUGAUAUCAAGGGUUCCUUUGAAAUUUCAAGUACUGAUUUGGGUCCAUAAUCUGGAAUUAGGGUGGAAGCUGAGGAGUAUAACCAAACAGUCCUGGUGUUUGCGCAGUCAGUUUAACAGUAGACUGGCAAAUAUCUCUGGGUGCCUUAAAUCUUUCUUUAAUAUACAUAGGAGUAUUGACAGCUAUUUGCCAUAAUUUUUUUUCUUUUUGCUGAAUUAUGAACAUUCGAGGGGUUUCUUGAUUAUUUAAUUGCCUACAUUGAACUGUGGGUGCAGGUGAUUUUGAAUGUAUUUGAGUUAGAAUUUUUGUUAGAUUAAGAAACAGAUACAACACUUUAAGUAGAACUUUGAGAUAUAUAUAUAUAUAUACACCUAUAAAUAUAUAUAUAUAUUUUUGGUGGCAUGUUUGUAUCCUGGAUGCAUUGUCUGUAUGUUUAGCUUAAAUGAGUCUGUAAGAGGUGGAAGCAGAGAAGACAGCAGUGGGACCUUGUAGCUAGAGCAGCCGUUCUCCUGGGACUUGUUCCCAGCUCAGCUGCCCACUCACUGCGUGACUUGGGACAAAGUCAGUUAAAAGCUCUCGGUGCCUCAGUUUCCCUAUCUGUCGCAGGGGGUUACACCCUGCCUCCCAGCAGUGCAGUGAGGCUGAGCACAGAGGAGGGAGGCAUACAUACCACACGCACACCGCUGCUGGCAGAAGCAUGGACUGGUUUGUUUUCCAAAACCAUUCCCAGCCCCGCUGGUAUUGUAAAGCGCAGAUGUCCAAGUGUUGGGUGUUCAGGGAAGGAUUGGAAAGUUGAAUCUGCACAUUGUCUAAGCUCUGUCACUGUUGAAAUGUGAGUAGGAUACGGUUUUUCACAGCGUAGGGAUUUCUGCAUAGUAGUAUCUCUGUUUUGUGUACUGGAAAAGAAAAACAACUUUUUGAAAUAAUUUCUACUAAUAUGGAAACAGGUAUCUGGUUGUGCUGAUCUGAAAUUUUAUUUGUUCAUAAUAAAAAUGUUACUUUAAAA
This is a messenger RNA of Pezoporus flaviventris, 4814 nucleotides long. RefSeq names its product stearoyl-CoA desaturase (gene SCD). Gene Ontology annotation, cellular component: endoplasmic reticulum membrane. NCBI's taxonomy places the organism in Eukaryota, Metazoa, Chordata, Aves, Psittaciformes, Psittacidae. The transcript is spliced from 6 exons. Bases 246 to 1328 code for a protein of 360 amino acids. Gene Ontology annotation, biological process: response to fatty acid; unsaturated fatty acid biosynthetic process. The record is from RefSeq and is a predicted model, not a curated record. Gene Ontology annotation, molecular function: iron ion binding; stearoyl-CoA 9-desaturase activity; palmitoyl-CoA 9-desaturase activity.